Molecule: messenger RNA, 4523 nt
Organism: Danio aesculapii
Lineage: Eukaryota; Metazoa; Chordata; Actinopteri; Cypriniformes; Danionidae
Gene: atosa
Product: atos homolog A
Exons: 13
Coding region: 688-3825 (1045 amino acids)
Source: RefSeq, a predicted model, not a curated record
AGAGAGGGAGAGAGAGAGAACAUGAGCUUUGUCCCUGCUGAUCAUUUAAUCGCCGAGAUAUCGUUCAGACAUCUCGAAAACUUCUGUUUAGAGUCCGUCAUCGUUUUCUGCCAGUCGCGUCGCACAGAUAGUUGCUAACCUAGUCGAUCCGUCAUCAGUGUUUUUCUGCUUUUAUGGGGAGGGUUUAUGAUCAAGUGGUCGAAAAAGAAGGGGGUUUAGAGAAAUGAGCCACUUCUUGUCGGCUGAAGUGAGACUCGCCACAGCCACGUAACAUUUCUCCAGUCUGGAGUAUGAUGAUAAUGAUGAUGAUGUUGGUGGUUCCUUGGUAGUGUCUCAUCUACCAGUCCGGGGUCCGAUCUUGCUGGUUGGUGAAAAUGAUCUCGGGGAUCCCGAUGCGUCUCAUGUGGCUUUAAUUUGAGCAGAUCAGUGGCAGAGUAGAGACUGGUGUGUUGGCACUGGAGCUCAUUUUGGCAUCGGCAAUGAGGCGACUGGCAGGCGGGAUAUUUAUCUAGAUAGAGACGAGGGAUGAUAAUUGCAUGUUUAUUUAAGUAGAACGCUGGUGUUUUGAUGGACUAGUUCAUCAGACCGCUGGACUUUUAACAUACAGUGGCGUAUAGAUCCACGCUUGAUCUCACAGCUCAGAUCGUUAAAAUCCGAAUGGCUGUGUGCCAGAUCGAUAGCUAACCGAUGUCUAAGGGACGAGUUUUUAAGUCUAAACAAAGAUCUGAAGACGGAAGACGGACCGCGGGCAUCCUGGAGGGGAUCACGGUCUCUGUGACCAACAUGAAACCUGACAGAGAUUGUCACCAUAGAAGAGCGCUUCACCAACCAGAUGCCGCUGAGGAGUUCUUUGAAUAUGAUGCUGAGGAGUUUCUGGUGUUCCUGACGCUGUUGAUCACAGAAGGACGGACUCCAGAAUGCUCAGUAAAGGGGCGGACAGAGGGCGUUCACUGCCCACCCGCUCAGUCAGCUAUGCCGGUCCUCACCAAACAUGAAUGCAGUGACAAAAUACCACAGUGUCGUCAGGCAAGAAGAACAAGAUCAGAAGUCAUGCUUCUGUGGCGCAAUCACAUCCCUAUAAUGAUCGAGGUGAUGCUGCUUCCUGAUUGUUGCUAUAGUGAUGAAGGCCCAACCACAGACUGCACAGACCUAAACGACCCAGCAAUAAAGCAAGAUGCGCUCUUACUCGAAAGAUGGACUUUACAGCCAGUUCCCAGACAGAGUGGAGAUCGAUUUAUUGAGGAGAAGACCUUGCUGUUGGCGGUGCGCUCCUAUGUGUUUUUCUCCCAGCUCAGUGCGUGGCUCAGUGCCUCUCACGGAAUUGUACCAAGAAACAUUCUUUAUAGAAUAAGUGCAGCUGAUGAAGAACUGAUAUGGAAUUUCUCACAAACACCCUCUGAACAUGCUUUCCCUGUCCCAAAUGUGUCGCAUAGUGUCGCUCUGAAAGUGCGGGUUCAGUCUUUGCCUCGCCAGCCUAGAUACCCUGUACUCAAAUGUAGCAUCCACUCAGGUCUAGCUUUUUUGGGUAAGAGAGCCCUAGAGCAUGGCGAGGGUGGCAACCAAGCAGGAGACAACCGCAGUUCCCUUCGUCUGCCAAGAUCUCCACUCUUCUCCAGGCCUCUACAUCCUUCUCCACCUUCCCACAGUCCUCUUAACACUCGUAAGUGUCCCCCUCGUCCUGAGUCCCCUCUCCCACCAGGCAAAGCAGUCAAAUGGCUGUACUCUCGUCUAAAUGGUGGUGUGGACACCCCCCCUUCAGAAACCUAUAGCUUGUGUACUAAUGGGGCAGAGAGCCCAAAGACUUCAAGAACCGAAUCACCAAUUCGUGGUUUUAAAUCACUCUCAAUCACAGACCCAUUAGUGACCCCCAGCCCAAGCCCCAGCUCCAUCUCAGGUGAAACCAACCCCCUUAUUGGCUCCUUGCUUCAAGAGAGACAGGAAGUCAUUGCUCGAAUUGCUCAGCGACUUAAUUUCUGCGACCCUACAGCUCCCCAUCUCCCCGAUGCUCUCUUCACUUCUCAAGAACCCCCAGGACACAAAACGACCUGGAACUCAACACAGGAUAAGGAGCGUUUAAAGAAAUCCAAAGAUCCCCUCUUCCCAGUCCCCCAGCCUCAAAAUCAUAACGGAACCAGUCCAGAAAUCCCUGAGAGGAGCAGGUCUUCUCUCUUUGACACCCCCUUGAGCCCUAGAGCCAGAACUCGGCUGGAUAGAGUUCACAGUGAAUCAAAAACUUCCCCAAAACCUUCAACAUGUAGGCGCUUGGUGCUUAGUGACCAGUCUGCAGAGGGUUCUCUAAUUGCAGAUGCUGUUCAGGACAUCUCGAGGUUGAUUCAGGAGCGACUGCAACAUUCCUACAGUCUCCUGAAUGGCACCUAUAAAUUAAAAACUUCUCAAAAUGAGCAGGUUGGCUCAAAUCAUGGAGCCCAACCAAAUGGCUUUGUAUCACCAUUAAGCCAUAAGAAGCCUACAAAUGCACCCAAUGGUGAGGAAAGCACAGAUCCUCAUAUUUCUCAUGCAACAAAAUGUUGCAGAUCUCCUGACUCUAGUCGCAGGAAGCGAGACUGUUCUCCUAGACCACUAAAAGUGGCCAGUUCAAAACUUGAAGACCACAGCGUCACAAAAUCACAGCCUUUAACAGCAAGUAAUCACCAACACUAUGUCAGUAGAGAGUCCUGGACCUCCUUGAAAAACAACUCUAGCCAUGCAAGUUCUCCUCAGGAGAAUGGACUGACCCAAAUUGGAUACCAUCAGCCCUUCAAGAACCGAGUGGCAAUCAGUGAGAAAGAAGCAGAUAAACACGUCCGGGAUGGUUCCACUUGUCUUGAGAAAGAUGAGAAUCAAGAACCCUAUUCAUACCCUUCUAGCACACCAGCCAACCUUACUUGCAACAUCUCCAGUCCUGCCCUUGCCCCCACAGAGAGCAAUCUAACAAGAUGCUCCCUCACCCCUCUGAAGUCAUGCGGUAACUGGAAGAAACAGAAUCGUCACUCCAUAGACGGCACCGCAACGAAAGCCUUCCACCCCUGCACAGGCCUACCUCUCCUCUCCAGCCCUGUUCCUCAAAGAAAAAGCCAGACAGGAUAUUUUGAUUUAGACACGUCUCUGAUUCAUUGCAAAGGUGUACCAUGGGCUGCCAAUAGGAGGGUUUUGAAAAGAUCACAAGACUAUGAUGAGUCUCAGCAUCAGAUCCUCAGUGCCAGCGCUCCACCCGCCAACCUCAGCCUCUUGGGUAACUUUGAGGAGUGUGUUCUGAAUUACCGUCUGGAGCCGCUGGGCACUGUUGAGGGUUUUACAGCAGAAGUGGGUGCCAGUGGGACCUUCUGCCCCAGUCACAUGACUUUACCUGUGGACGUGUCAUUCUACAGCGUCUCUGAUGAUAACGCACCUUCCCCAUACAUGGGUGUCAUAAACUUGGAGUCACUCGGUAAGAGGGGAUAUCGAGUACCUCCUUCAGGAACCAUUCAAGUGACCUUAUUUAACCCCAAUAAGACGGUGGUGAAGAUGUUUGUGGUGAUGUACGAUCUGAGAGAUAUGCCUGCCAGCCAUCAGACAUUCCUGCGGCAGAGAACCUUCUCAGUCCCAGUCAAACGCGAGUUCAACGGACAGAAUAACAAAAAGACGUCCUCACUGGGGCAAGGACGAACCCUCCGCUACCUCGUCCAUCUGAGGUUCCAGAGCUCCAAAUCUGGAAAGAUCUACCUCCAUCGGGACAUCCGGCUCCUUUUUUCCCGUAAAUCCAUGGAAGUGGACAGUGGUGCUGCCUAUGAGCUCAAGUCAUUCACAGAGUUACCUGCCGACCCUCCUUUCUCUCCCAGAUGCUAAUUCAAUCUAGUCUAUUCAGAGUUUAAUCCAGCGUAGGGGCCUUACUAAAUCUAAAUCUAAAUCCACCAUCCGCUUGUAUUGGAAUCCAAAAUAGAGAACCCCACUAACACACGUACACAUGCACAGAAGGACUGUUCACAUUAACGUCCCUUUCCUAAAAAUACACACCGUUGGGUUGUUGGGGUUUAAUUGUGUUUGGUUAAAAAAAAAUUGUAAUAAAACAGAUGGCUGGGAGUUUCAUUUAGGCUAAUUUCCUGACACUUGGCAUGGCGUGAACAAAAAAAAUCUAAAUAAAUGACUAAAUAAGUCCAUGGACCACUUUUUUAAUAGAGUCAAGAAACUGAAUAACUGCGAGGAUGUUUGAUGAGCACUGUGUUUUUUCUUUCUCUCACCACAACUGGAAGAAAAGGAGUUUUCGUUGGAUGAAUUCUUUCUUUGUACUGUUACCAAACCACUUUAAUCGGAAGUGUUGCAAUAGAAAAAAACUAAUAUCUUACUAGAUUAGUGUUUACAUAUUUACUUUUUUUUUGGUCAUCAGUUAUUUAAUAUUUAAAUCGAACUUUCAUCUACUGCACAUAUGAUGCCUGUUGUGCAAAACAUUAUGAUGUAGUGCAAAAUCUAUGUUUUAAUCAUACCAUGUAUUUUUGUCUUUCAAAUUCAGAUCUUAAAUAAAAGAAUUAUAUAUUAUAUCUAUAAAA